Molecule: messenger RNA, 1083 nt
Organism: Eremothecium sinecaudum
Lineage: Eukaryota; Fungi; Ascomycota; Saccharomycetes; Saccharomycetales; Saccharomycetaceae
Gene: PRP21
Product: Prp21p
Exons: 1
Coding region: 1-1083 (360 amino acids)
Biological process (GO): mRNA cis splicing, via spliceosome; regulation of alternative mRNA splicing, via spliceosome
Cellular component (GO): catalytic step 2 spliceosome; U2-type prespliceosome; U2 snRNP
Molecular function (GO): RNA binding
Source: RefSeq, a predicted model, not a curated record
AUGAUUAAGUUAGAGGACCUUAGAACUCUAAAUCCCCCAGAUCAUAUUGAGGUACCAGACGAUGAAACUACAUUAACUGAAAUCGCUACAGUGCUAUCACAAUUACAAAGCAGUAAUACGGAUUUAUCAGAAUUAAAAGAAAAAGACAAUAAAUCAUUCCUGGACUCUAACGAUAAUUUUAAUGCAUUCUUUGAAUAUUCAGUUGCUGAGCUGCUCAAUAAGCGCAAAAUUCAGCAAGAGGAAAAUGAGCCACACCAUUUCAAAUUUAGCAGCUACACAGAUAACAUGCAGCCGAGGGACCUAGAGAUUAUAAAGACUACCGCAUUAUUUUGCGUAGUUAAUGAAGAAAAUAACUACGUAUCUGCUAUGCGGGAGAAGUAUAGUGAUAACCCGAUAUUUCGCUUCCUUAACCCAUCAAAUUCCCUAAACAGCGUGUUCACAAGCUUUAUCAACCAAUACAAACAAAUUAAAUCCAAAGAGUACGGAAUACUCUCAGAGUUACAAAAGGACUAUCGUCACAAAAUUCUAAAGAGGGCGUUUAACAGGGCGUGCUACAAUGAGAAAUCAAAACUACUGGAAGAAAAUGAGAAGCAGGUAUUAGAAUCCAUGAAAAUACGCUUUGCCGCUAUAAAGUGGGACCAAUACGAACUGGUGGAAACGUUCAAAAUUACUGACGAAGACCUUGAAGAUACCAGCAUCCCCAUAGCUCCCGAUUUUAACGAACUAACCAAGUUUUCACUUACAAACAACUUCAAAACACUGUUCAUUGCUCCUGAAGAAUCCAAUAAUACCAAGAAAUCCAAGAGAAAGAAUAUUAAGGUCAAAGCUGCCGGAACUACGCGGUUUAAACGGAAAGUUAACAACAACACCAAUGUCAUAGAAUGUCCUAUUACCCACAGGCUAAUACCCGAGGAUCAAUUUCAAAAGCACCUCAAUAUUUUAUUAACGGACCCUAAUUACAAAACAGAAAUGGACAAAUACAAGGCUGCCAAUAACCUAACGAACCUAUCCACAGAAAAUAUUCAUCAAAAUAUCAAGCGCCUUCUUAACAUUGAAGCUCCUGAUAAAAAGCAGCAUAUAUAG